This is a messenger RNA of Vitis vinifera (wine grape), 708 nucleotides long. RefSeq names its product alpha-crystallin domain-containing protein 22.3. Bases 1 to 708 code for a protein of 235 amino acids. The transcript is spliced from 2 exons. Gene Ontology annotation, cellular component: nucleus. The record is from RefSeq and is a predicted model, not a curated record. Lineage: Eukaryota; Viridiplantae; Streptophyta; Magnoliopsida; Vitales; Vitaceae.
AUGAUCGGCUCAUCUCAGACUAAAGAAUCAUCUCAGACUAAAGAAUCUCUCAUUUCCAGGGUGGGUGGAGCUUUGCAUAAUGUGUCAGUGCAGAGAGCUGAAUCUACUGGACAGCAGCCUCCGUCCAGGUCUUGCCAUGAUUCUUAUAGAAAAAGACAUGCAGAUGAUCCCCCACAACGGGGUCACUGUGUGACAUCCGUUAGCAGUGGUAUGACUAUAUUGCCUAGAGAAGGAGACACCUCAGCUGCUGAUAGGGUUGAAGCAGCUCAGAUCUUUCUCCCUUCUCACCCAACAAUGGAGGAGUUGAAGAACAUUGUUGCUGCCACAAGAGGUGGAUUUGCAUUGACUGGAAGUGCUGCUGUUGGGCAGAUAGGACCAGCCAUUGGGCACAUGGAUAUUGGGGAGUGCGAGGACUCGUAUCUUUUUCGUGUAUCCCUUCCUGGGGUGAAAAGGGAUGAACGGGAAUUUAGCUGUGAAGUUGAAAACGAUGGGAAAGUAUUGAUAAGGGGUGUGACAACGACAGGGGAGAGAACUGUGUAUGCAGGCAACCAAGUGUUUGAAAUGCAAACACAGAACCUUUGUCCAUCAGGGCACUUCUCCAUUUCUUUUCAGCUGCCUGGUCCUGUUGAUCCUCAACAGUUCUCUGGUAAUUUUGGAAUUGAUGGGAUUCUUGAGGGAAUUGUGAUGAAGAGAGACAAACGACGAUGA